AUGAGCGCCGAAUCACUUUUCGACUCCGGUGCGGCCACCCCGCCAAAGGAGCUGCACACGGGCAAGGCCGCCGUCCAGCCCCGUCAUUGCUUCUCCCUCAUCGUGGCAGGGAUGACGUGCGAUGGGUGCGCCCGGCGUCUGCAGGAGCGUCUUGCGGAGAUCAGUGGUGUGGCGAUGGCGCAGGUGGACUUCCCCUCGAGACGUGCUGACAUUUACGUGGCGGACGUGCACGCGGGGCGAGAGGGGGAGGGAGGGGUGGAGGGGGAUGCGGCACUACGGCGGCGCGUGGAGGCCUGUGUGCGAGCGAUGGAGUACGAGGUGCUGCCGCAGUCGCCGACCGCGCCGGCGGAAGCGAAGGAAGAGAACGCGCCGCAGCCCCUGCCAUCGCUGCGCCGCGUGCGGUGCCGCUGCAACGGUCGUGGGUGCCGCUGCACCGAAGCGCCGGAGUUGGCGAUGACGACGGAGGAGACACGGCUUCUCGGCAGCGACAGUGAGGAGGCGGCUGCAUCAAGGGAGUGGCGGUGUGCGUCUCGCCGCCCAGCGGCGAGGCGACACACCGCCGCUGUUCCGCCUCUUCUGCACACACCGAGUGCUGCGAAUGCGACGGCGAAAACACGUCUGUUGAUUGAGGGGAUGUCGUGUUCCUCCUGCGCUGCCCGCAUCGAAGCUGCACUGCAAGCCAUGGACGGCGUUGUCAGCGCCUCCGUCAACUUCUCCACCUUAAGCGGUCAGGUGGUCCACAACACGUCCGUUGCCUCAUUGGAGAAGGUCGUGAAGUGCGUCGCGGACAUGGGCUUCACCGUCACCACGCAGAGCACGACGGCGAAGUUUGCGACAGAGGCGGAGGAGGGCCGCGGCGAGUGCACCUGCAGCACAAACCUGCGCGCCGUCCCGGUCCGCGUCGGCGACGUGGCCUCGUGCUACGAACACAAAGUGCUGAUCAAGGGCAUGUCGUGUGCGUCCUGCGCCGCUCGAAUUGAGGCCACCGUGCGCCAUCUGCCGUCGGUGCUGAGCUGCGUCGUUUCCUUCACAAACGGCACGGCGGUGGUUACGACGCGCACCGCGGACGGCUACCUGGAAGUGUGUAACGUGAUCCACUCACUCGGGUAUGAGGCAACGGAGACGUCGCACCUCGAGCCCGAUGCGUCGCUGAAGCGCACCCGCGAAGCCCUCGAGCGUACCCGCGAGAUCACCGAGCACAAGCGUAAUCUGAUCGGCAGCGCCGUGCUGAGCGUGCCGCUGCUGGCGGUCAUGAUCAUGAUGAUGGUGUCGGGCGUGAUGGAGGACUACCCGCGCGCGGCGAAGAUUAUCAACGGAGUGCAGCUCUGUGCUGCGACGCCCAUCGUCUUCUAUUUUGGCCGUGCCUUCUUCGUCAACGCCUGGCGCAGCUUUGAGCACGGCGCCUAUACGAUGGACACUCUGGUCGCCCUCGGCACCGGCUGCACCUACGUUUACUCCGCGGUGGUGUACGGCUUCAACCUGGUCGUGUGCCCAGACGGCCAUAUGAUGACCUGCUUCGACACGGCGGGGAUGCUGACCACCUUCAUGCUGCUGGGGCGCUUCCUGGAAGCUCGCGCGAAGCGCAGCACAAGCGGUGCGCUAAUUGAGUUGAUGAGCCUCGUGCCGACGACGGCGCUGUGCGUGCUACCGGACGGCAGCGAGGUGCGCGUCAGUUCCGCGGAGCUGCAGAAGGGUGCCAUGGUGCGCGUCCUCGCCGGUGAUCGCGUUCCGGUGGACGGUGUCAUUGUGGAGGGCAGCUCCGAGGUGGAUGAGCAGAUGGUAACGGGGGAGUCGCUGCCGAAGCACAAGAAGCCGGGCGAGCCCGUCGUGGGCGGCACCCUCAACAUCACCGCCACGCUGCUGAUUCAGGCGGACAAGGUGGGCGAGGAGACGAUGAUUGCACAGGUGCUGCGCAUUGUCCAGGAGGCCCAAAACACGAAGCCGGCGGUGCAGCGCGUUGCCGAUCGCAUUGCGAUGUACUUUGUGCCGUUUGUGCUUGUCCUUUCCAUUGUGACGCUCCUCGUCUGGCUGGUGCUCGGCGCAGCCCACACCUACCCCGACAGCUGGCGUGAGCACGGCACCAGCUGGUACGGCUUUGCCUUCAACUUUUUCAUUUCCACCGUCGUCGCCGCCUGCCCGUGUGCGCUGGGUCUGGCUACGCCCACCGCCAUCAUGGUCGGCACCGGCGUCGGCGCGAAGAACGGCGUCCUGGUGAAGAGCGGCGCGACGCUGGAGGUGGUGCGUAAGGUAAACUGCGUGGUGCUCGACAAGACGGGCACCAUCACAAAAGGCCACCUCGAGGUGGUGCGCACGGAGACGAUACUGAUGGACGCGUUGCCGGGGCUGGACGAGGCUCUGGCCUGCCGCCUUGUCGGUCUGGCGGAGGCGCAGUCGAACCACCCCAUCGCGAAGGCGGUGAGCGAGAAGCUGUUGGCGGAGACGGACCUGUCCUCCCCGGCCCAGCGUGAGACGCGCUACGCGGUCGGGGCGGUGGUCACCCACGGCGGCAAAGGCCUGGAGGCGUCCAUCAAGGUGUCCACGUCUGCCGCCGCUGUCGCCGAGCACGGCGCUGCACAAGAGCGCGUGUACCGUCUCCUCGUGGGCAACCUCUCGCUGCUGCGCGACAACGGCGUACCUCCGAACGUGGAGUUGGUGCGGCGCAUGGAGGAGGCGAACGGUCAGGGCCUGACGACGGUGCUGGCUGCGAUCGACGGCGUCGCGUGCGUCUUGGUCCGUCUCGCUGAUGAGCCGAAGCGGGAGGCCUUUGGUGUCAUCCAGCAGCUGCAGAAGGCGAAGAUUCGUGUGCUGAUGGUGACGGGCGACAACGUCGGUGUGGCGGGCCGGAUCGCUUGUGAGGUGGGUAUCGCGCCCGGUGACGUGCGUGCGGAGGCUCUGCCAACCACAAAGGCCGAAAUUGUCCAGGAACUGCAGGAGCGCGGACUGCGGGUGAUGUUCGUGGGCGACGGCAUCAACGACAGCCCGGCACUGGCGCAGGCGAACGUCGGGGUGGCGCUCGGUGCUGGCACAGAAGUGGCCAUCGAAGCCGCAGACGCGGUGCUGGUGCGCAACAGCUUGGUGGACUUGCUCAACCUCCACUCUCUGUCUGUCGUGACGGUGCGCCGCAUCUACGGUAACUUUCUCUGGGCCUUCGGCUACAACAUGUUGAUGCUGCCCGUCGCGUGCGGCCUCGUGUUUCCCUUUCUGCACCGUCAGCUUCCACCCGUGUUUGCGGGGGCGGCCAUGGUGUUGUCGAGCCUCUGCGUACUGAGCUCCAGUCUGUCCAUUCGCUGCUUCCGGCCGCACCGCGAGCGUGACUUCUACUACGACUAG
Messenger RNA from Leptomonas pyrrhocoris, 3330 nucleotides. RefSeq names its product putative copper-transporting ATPase-like protein. The transcript has a single exon. Gene Ontology annotation, molecular function: ATP binding; copper ion binding; ATP hydrolysis activity. The record is from RefSeq and is a predicted model, not a curated record. Lineage: Eukaryota; Euglenozoa; Kinetoplastea; Trypanosomatida; Trypanosomatidae. Gene Ontology annotation, biological process: copper ion homeostasis; monoatomic cation transport. Gene Ontology annotation, cellular component: membrane. Bases 1 to 3330 code for a protein of 1109 amino acids.